Messenger RNA from Caenorhabditis sp. 36 PRJEB53466, 1651 nucleotides. NCBI's taxonomy places the organism in Eukaryota, Metazoa, Nematoda, Chromadorea, Rhabditida, Rhabditidae. The record is from the annotation of a GenBank genome assembly.
AUGGUGUCGUCCGAGAAGACGCCGAGUCGAGUGACGUUCGCGAAUAAAACCAGAUUCGUCGUGCUUUUCCUUGGGUACUCUUUGGGUUUGCGCACAUUUUUUCUCGAAUAAUCCACCUCAGAAUCCUUUGUAUCAUCUGUAAUCACGGUACGUACACGACCAUCAGCUUCACGGUCAUUUGUAUGCAGGAUGUCAUUCAGGAGCAUGUGGCUAGGAAUGAAACUCGUGAGUGGUUGGGCUUGAACUUGAACUCGUACUGUAUUGUCGGUUUGUCAGAUUGGCUCCAAAACUCUGCGGACGUCUCAUUUGUCUUUUCCUCCGGAGCAAUCGGAGCCAUCAUCGGACUCAUUCCCUCGGUCCCGUUGACGUCGAGAUUCGGAAUCCGCAACGUGCUCUCCUUCUACGCUCUUCUCUCUUCCGUCUCUACUUUGUUCAUCCCUCUCGCAGUUUCCAUUGGCUAUGUUCCAGUGAUCAUUGCCCGAAUGCUUCAGGUACCCGUUUCUAAUGAAUAUAUCAUCCGUCCACGAGCAUCUUGCUAGGGCUUUGGUGCCUCGAUUCUCUUCUCCUCGAUCGGAAGCAUUUCGGAAGGAUGGUCUCCGAUCUCGGAAAUCAGUACUUACAUCGCCUUCCUGUCUGCUGGUUUCCAACUGAGCAACAUCAUCACGAUGCCUUUGUCCGGAAUCCUUUGUGAAUCGGAUCUCGGCUGGCGGUCCAUUUACUACAUCUACGGAAGCACCGCCCUGCUCGUCACCUUUAUCUUCUUUGGGUUCUUCAGAGAUUCCGCAGAAGUGCAUAGGUUUUCUGCCAGCGAUCUUCUGCUUUUAAGGAUUUAGAUUGUAGAAAUGUGAGUGCAAAGGAGCUCGGGAAGAUCAGUCAGGGAAGAUCUCCGACUUCACGAAGACGUCAAGUUCCCUACUUGGCAGUUUGUAAGGAUAAAGUUGUACUGGCGAUCUGGGCUUCGGCGCUUGGAGGGAACAUGUCCCUGAUGACGCUAAUGAUCUACGGACCGACAUAUCUCAACAAAGUGCUGGGUUUCGACGUGAAAGACACUGGAUUUGCCAACGCGAUUCCGUACGUUCUGGCGACUGCGGUCAAGUUCGUCGCGGGACCAUUGUCAGACAAAUUGACAAGUGUGCCCGACACGUGGAAGAUGAUCUUCUUCGGAGCGGUCUCGCAGGGCGGCAUGGCCUGCGGAUUCUUCGUGAUGGCGUUGGUGCGUUUCGGAAGACGUUCUGACGAUUGCAAAGUGUGUCUUGCAGACUCGUGUAAAACUGAUUGCACAAAUCGCCUACACCGCCGCCAUCGUGCUGGCCGGAGUGAACAUGGUCGGAGUGGUCAAGUGUGCUCAAAUGGUAACCGUUUUCCCUUUCUCUUCCUUCCGCAAUGCUUCCAGGUCUCCCGACAAUACAUUCACUUUGUGAUGGCAGUGAACUCUCUGAUCUCCUGGAUCGCCAUCUUCAUCCUGCCCAUAAUAAUCGGCUAUCUGUGUCCGAAUCACUCGGCCGACGAGUGGUCCGUUUUCUACAUUGCCGGUGGCAUUUGGGUCAUCAUUAUGAACAUUCCGUUCCCGUUUUUGGCGACCACCGAAGCCGCGCACUAUACAAAACCCGGGUGGGGACAGCAGAAAGUGACGGACGUUUGCGAGACGUGA